This is a messenger RNA of Drosophila eugracilis, 1200 nucleotides long. RefSeq names its product vitellogenin-1. Lineage: Eukaryota; Metazoa; Arthropoda; Insecta; Diptera; Drosophilidae. The transcript is spliced from 4 exons. The record is from RefSeq and is a predicted model, not a curated record. The coding region runs from base 70 to 1200 and encodes 376 amino acids. Gene Ontology annotation, molecular function: lipase activity.
CAAUAAUUCCCACACUUGCUAAACUUCAACCAGUCUUAAUAUCAGUGUGGUAAAGUGCAUAUUCGCGAUAUGCGGAUUCUUUAUUUUAUUGUUAUCCUCUUACGAUUUGGAGCAUCUUUAGAUACAGCUAACGAUGCGAAGGCCAGAUCAAUGGGGAGGUGGUGGGAUGCAGUGCCUCGUCUUUUGACAGACGUCGUUACCAUGAAAGCAAACAUUCUCACAGCUGUACCGCUCGAACUCGCAGCUAAUACAAUCGAUGCCUUAUGUUCCUCCACGCUUUUUAUGGACAAAGUGCCUCCACAGAUUACUCCGGACAUAAAGAAAAUGCAUUUUCAGUACAUGACUCCAUGCCAAAACUAUAGUGUCCCUUUGCUGGACGCCUCCAAGCUUUGGAAGCAUUCGAGAUUCAGUAAAGGACGUAAGGUUGUGAUCUUGGCUACCGGAUGGACUAACACUGUGAACGAAUCUUCAGCCAUUUCGAUGAUAUCAAAGGCGUUUAUGUGUCGCGGCGAUGUUAAUUUUGUGAUUGUGGAUGCCGCUGAUUAUGUGGAUACCUUGUACUCGUGGUCGGCCCUCAACACGGAUUUAAUUGGGGAGCAUAUUGGAGUUGGUCUAACCCAUCUAAUAGAGUUAACCCCUUUACGAAAUAUUCACUUGAUAGGACAUUCUCUUGGAGCACACAUAAUGGGCACCGCUGGUCGCACAUUUAAAAAGUUAACUGGAAAAUUAAUUCCCAGGAUAACUGGUCUGGAUCCUGCCAAGCCCUGCUUCAGACGGGAGAACAUUCUGCCCGGAUUGUCGCAAGGCGAUGCCAAACUGGUGGAUAUCAUUCACACUAACAUUGGUAUUUUGGCCAAGCGAGGGCCUCUGGGAGAUGUUGAUUUCUAUCCAGGCGGAGCACAUCCCAUUCAGCCGGGCUGUUUAACCAUAGGCUGCUCGCAUACUCGAGCGGUGGAGUAUUUUGCCGAAAGUGCCUAUCCCCACCAAGGAAAAAACUUCAUGGGUAAAAAGUGCGCCUCUUGGGACAAGUUAAAAAGACGAGAUUGUUCUGCAGGUAUAGUCUCCCCGAUGGGCUAUAAAAUUAAUCCUCAAGCGAGGGGCAUGUACUACGUAGAUGUUAAUGGCUGGCCUCCUUAUGGGCGAAACCCGAAGACAACUAUUGAUCCUAGAUCAAGAACUUGCUACCUUUGUCAGACGUAA